Paramecium pentaurelia is the source of this 1422-nucleotide messenger RNA. NCBI's taxonomy places the organism in Eukaryota, Ciliophora, Oligohymenophorea, Peniculida, Parameciidae. The record is from the annotation of a GenBank genome assembly.
AUGGAUCAAUAUAUAAUAGAUGAUAGAGUCAAUGAAUAAGAUCGAAAUUACCUAUUAUCCUAAAUAGAUUUAAUACACACCAUAUAAGUAACAAGAGAGGAUAUACAAUCAAUAAAAUAGUAAUUAAACUCUGAAGAAUAUAUUACCAUCCAUAUUGCUUUAUAAAGAUUACAAAGACUUAUCUUUUUAGAAUUCCACAUAGAAAAUUUUCCUGUUGAUUUAGAAGAUGCUGGAAAUUAAUAUCAUUUCACCUAAUUCCUCAUUCAAAAUAAUAUCAUAUAACCACUUCUUCAUUUAAUAUAAGUUCAAUACUCAAUAUAAAGUACUAUAGAUUCUACUCAAAUACUUAUUUGUCUACUUUGUGGAACAUCUCAAUAAGUUAAACAAAUUUUGCAGUAUGGUUUAGUUCCAAGUCUCUCUCUUUUACUUUAAUCCAAAAAUGAUCUAAUUGCAUUUACUGGACUUACUGCUAUAUUAUAGGCUGCUAAAAUUAGGCAUUCAAAACCAUUUUGUAAAUAAUUCCUUUAUGAUUAAAAUGAACUAUAUAUAUUCAAGAGAUAUACAAAAGAACCUGAAUUUUGUUUAAAAACAUUGUACUCUCUGUGUACAAAAAAGCCUUCAAUGAAAUUUGAAUUAAUCAAAUCUAGUUUACUAUUUAUUAUAGAUUAAAUUCAUAAAGAAAAUAAGAUUGGAAUUAUAACAAAAUGUAUUUGCAUAAUUACUGGUAAAUGGAUACCUUUACCACCAUUAAAAGAGAACCAUCUCAAAAGAAUUCAAUUAAUUUUAGAUUGUAAUAUCAUAGCAAGAUUUAUUUAAUUAAUGAAAAAACAUGAAUAAGAAUAUGAAUUAUAAUAAGUCAUUUUAACAAAUUUAAUAUUUGUUUUAUCUGGAACUGAUUAAUAAUUCUAGUUUGUUUUAAAACAAGGAAUAAUGAGAUAAGUCUAAAAAUUAUUAGAUUGUAAAGAUUAUGCAACCUUUAAUAGAUGUCUAGCCUUUUUUACUUAGAUUACUAAUAAAUCACUUGGAGUAACUUAUCUUUUUGAAUAGAAGAUUAUAAUAGCAAUCCUUAUACGAAUUUAUAGUGGAGAAUAAAAAGAAUUACCAUCAUUGAAACUUAUUCUAAUCUUUGAAAAUUUGAUUAUUCAAGGAAACAUUGAAUAAGUACAAAGUUUAAUUGAUUAAUAACUUAUGAAAAUAAUUAUUAAAAACUUGAGAUUUAAUUUAAAUUAGGGUAAUGUAUAAUUAAAUUGCAAAACUAUUGAAUUAUUGCAAUCAUUAUUCACCAAAGUCAAAAACAUAAAUAAUGAGAAAUAUGAAUUAUGGAAAGAAGAAUUUAUUAAAUCAGAUGGAAUCUAAGCUUUGAAAUCAUUAACUUCAUAAACUGAAUAAAUAUUUUCAAUUAAUGAUUUUUUUAAUACUUGA